AUGAAAACUUAUUCCCGUAAACCCAUCAAGCAUCAAAUUAUAGAAGAUGUUCACAAACUUUGCAGACUCUGCCUUAAAAAGGCCGAUGAAAGUGUGUCAAUUUAUACCAGCGAUAAAGAUAACAUUUGUGCAUCAUUAGCGAUGAGAAUUAUGAUAUGUGUUGGGUUUGAGGUUUCACGGGAUGAUUGCCUACCUAACUUAUUAUGUACAGAUUGUUAUAAAGAACUAGAAAGAUUUUAUUCUUUCCGAAAAAAAUGCGAAAUGACGUAUCAAAAACUGAAGUCGCAUCUCCUAGCUCUUAAACAGAAAGAAAAUGAUAAAGCAGACUCAAAAGAACAGCACCAAAAACUUAGUGAUUUAGAUGAUAUGAAAAAUGCAAGCCUUACAGAACAUUAUAUACCAAAAGACGCUGAAUCAUUUAACUCGCCAUGCAAAGAAGAUGAUAAAUCAGAAAUUGUGCAUUCAGAUGUUAAUAACUUUGUAAAUGGUAAAGUGAGUUUAAACAAUAAUGUUGAGACACAAGACCGUUUUAACCCUGAAGAAAAUGUACAGUCAACAGUAAAUCCUGAUUUAGGAACAUUUCUAUCUACAGUUUUACUUGAACUAGGUAUACUAACAAGAUCAGAUGAUAAAUUUAUAGUAAUGGACAACAGUAUAAAGACUUUAGAACUGGAGACUGGUGAUGGACAAUAUGUUGUAGAACUUAUGGAGGAAGAGGAGGAACAAAACGUAACACAAACCGAAAAUUUACAUGAAAAUAAUUCAAACUUAGCUAAGCAACUUGACAUUGAGGAUAAUAAUAUGAAAAAGGCGGGCGAUCUGCGUGCGGGGGGUGGCGGGGGCGGUGCGGUGCCGCAGUGCGGGGCGUGCGGCAAGCAGUUCGCGACGCGCAGCGUGCUGGCGCGCCACGCCAGAGUGCAUUCGGGCGCGCGCCCGUACGCCUGCAGAGUGUGUGCGCGCGCUUUUGCUCAGCGCGCAUCGCUGCUGCGCCACGAGCUCGUGCACCGCGAGAAGCGGCCGUACCAGUGUGCUCAGUGCCCGAAGAGCUUCACGCAGCGUGGUGCACUGGCAGUGCAUGCGCGCUCCCACGCGCCUCCGCAGCAGCGCCCGCUCAGCCUGCAUCGCUGCCCGCGCUGCCCCAAGCUGUUCCUGUAUGCGUCCGGUGAGUAUACUUGCUGCCCGCGUUGCCCCAAGCUGUUCUUGUACGCGUCCAGUGAGUGCACCUGCUGCCCGCGCUGCCCCAAGCUGUUCUUGUACGCGUCCAGUGAGUGCACCUGCUGCCCGCGCUGCCCCAAGCUAUUCUUGUAUGCGUCCGGUGAGUAUACUUACUGCCUGCGCUGCCCCAAGCUGUUCCUGUACGCGUCCAGUGAGUGCACCUGCUGCCCGCGCUGCCCCAAGCUGUUCCUGUACGCGUCCGGUCUUUCGCGGCACAUGCCGACGCACAACGGGCGCGUGUUCACGUGCGGUGGCUGUGCGCGCCCCUUCCGCGACAAGAGCUCGCUGCUGCGGCACCUGCGCACCGCGGGACACGAUGCGUAA
Parnassius apollo (apollo) is the source of this 1539-nucleotide messenger RNA. The record is from the annotation of a GenBank genome assembly. Lineage: Eukaryota; Metazoa; Arthropoda; Insecta; Lepidoptera; Papilionidae.